This is a messenger RNA of Cordyceps militaris CM01, 1440 nucleotides long. Its product is annotated as D-3-phosphoglycerate dehydrogenase 1. The coding region runs from base 1 to 1440 and encodes 479 amino acids. Gene Ontology annotation, molecular function: oxidoreductase activity, acting on the CH-OH group of donors, NAD or NADP as acceptor; NAD binding. The record is from RefSeq and is a predicted model, not a curated record. Lineage: Eukaryota; Fungi; Ascomycota; Sordariomycetes; Hypocreales; Cordycipitaceae. The transcript is spliced from 7 exons.
AUGACACCUCCGCUAGACAUCGAAAGGGGCCAAGCCACCCAAACGCAGAGAAAAUCUGUGUCUCACAGCUGGGAUCAGAACCUCUCUGUCUCUCCCAUCGCAACCUUUCAGUCACCCCCACCAAGCUGGGCAAGAUCUCUGCCACAACGCGGUGCUCCGAAACAGCUCAAGCCGUUCAACACCCAGGACGUCAAGAUUCUACUGUUGGAAAAUGUCAAUCAAGCCGGAUGCGAUAUUCUUAAAGGCCAGGGGUAUCAAGUUGAAACCGUCAAGUCCUCGCUGCCCGAGGAUCAGCUGAUUGAGAAAAUUCGUGAUAUCCAAGUCAUCGGAAUUCGCUCGAAGACGAAACUGUCGGAACGCGUUCUCCGCGAAGCUAAGAACCUCCUUGUUAUUGGCUGCUUUUGUAUCGGCACAAAUCAAGUGGACCUCGAAUUCGCCGCACGCAAUGGCAUUGCGGUCUUCAAUUCUCCCUUUGCGAAUUCUCGCAGUGUUGCAGAACUUGUUAUAGGAGAGAUCAUCUCUCUCGCGCGACAGCUGGGCGAUAGGUCUAAUGAGAUGCACCGUGGAACCUGGAAUAAAGUCAGCUCUAAAUGCUGGGAGAUUCGUGGUAAAACUUUGGGGAUUGUUGGCUACGGCCACAUCGGAUCACAGCUUUCUGUCCUCGCAGAAGCGAUGGGUAUGACUGUUAUUUACUAUGACGUUGUUACUCUUAUGGCACUUGGCACUGCCCGUCAAGUUCCAACGCUAGAAAUUCUGCUCGAGGAAGCAGAUUUCGUAACGCUCCAUGUGCCUGACCUUCCAGAGACACGAGGCAUGGUAUCCGACAGUCAGCUAGGAUGCAUGAAAGAUGGUUCAUAUCUGAUCAAUGCAAGUCGCGGCAGCGUUGUCGACAUUCCGGCACUGGUCAGAGCUAUGCGAUCAGGAAAGGUUGCCGGCGCAGCUCUCGAUGUCUACCCUGACGAACCUGCUGGUAACGGAGACUACUUCACCAAUAAUCUCAAUCACUGGGCAGAAGAUCUGCGAACUUUGAAUAACAUCAUUCUGACUCCACAUAUCGGCGGCAGUACCGAAGAGGCCCAGCGAGCCAUCGGGGUCGAAGUCGCCGAUGCCCUUGUCCGUUACAUCAACCAGGGUAUCACGCUUGGCAGUGUAAACAUGCCUGAAGCCCAGCUGCGAUCGCUUACUCUCGAUGAGCCCAACCAUGCUCGAGUUAUCUAUAUCCACCGCAAUGUUCCAGGUGUCCUUCGUAGAGUCAACGAAAUCCUCGGAGAUCACAACGUUGAUAAGCAAAUCAGCGACAGCCGUGGGGACGUUGCUUAUCUGAUGGCGGAUAUCAGUAACGUUCAAUACGAGCAAAUCAAGGACAUUACGGAAAGCCUUGAAGCCCUCAGUUGUGAGUACCAGCGGCAGCCUGCAAUUUCACAAGCUAGAGUAUACUGA